GCGCGAGCGGCGGCGCGGGCGAGCCGAUGAACGUGGGCUUCUUCGCGGUGCGGCCGCACGCGCGGCUGCUGCGGGCCGCGGCGGAGUUCUGGGCCGAGAACCUCACCUUCGAUUGGAAGGACGGCUGGGACCACAUCGGCUUCGCUCCUGUGGACAAUAAGUUUGUGGGGGCGGAGUGCGGCCAGGCUCCGCGGCCCGGGCCGGCCGUGGGCAAAGGGAGACCAGCGCAGCGGAUCGGGAUGGCCUCGCUCGGCAUCCCCGCAUGGCUGCAUCUCCUGGCGGCGCCACUGCAGCUUGCCCAGGCCACCGCGCCGAUUCGGAGCGCCUUGUGCCUGGCCCAGCUCCGGAGCCACAGUCUCGUCCGGCUCGCCUCCAGCAGGCAGGCGGAGCAGUGCUACGGGAAGUUCCAGGGCUUGGCGGUGGACGAGGGCAGCGGCGUCGGGGCGCGGGUCUCCACCGCGUCUGUGGGCGAGUGCCAGGCGGCCUGCGAUGCCCAGGAGCGGUGCAGCAGUUUCAGUCUCUGCCCGCAGUGGGGCGGUUGCUGGCUCAAAGACAAGAGCUUCUCGGGCAGCGAGGCCAGCAGGGACGACAGCGGGUGCACGACCUUCUACAGGACGUCGUGUGGCCCCACCGCCACACCCACGCCCGAGCCCACGAUGGGCUCAGAGGACUGCUACGGGGAGCUAGAUGGCCUAGCGGUCGAGGAGGGAAACGAUGUGGGCUAUGUGAACUACGUGUUUACCACAUCGCCCAUCGAGUGCAGGGCGGGAUGCUCAGCAAACGCGAAUUGCAUGAGUGUGAGUUUCUGCCCGCAAUGGAACGGUUGCUGGCUCAAAGACAAGAGCUUCUCGGGCAGCGAGCCCACCAAGGACUACUAUGGGUGCACGACCAUCUACAGGCGCUCCUGCAGCCCCACACCGGCGCCCACACCGUCGCCGGUGACCGGGCCAGGGCCAGGGCGGGUGCCGUACUGCGGCAUCGCAGUGGACGUCUACACCUGCCGCGGAGAGGUCGCGCGCCUCGAGGCGAUGGACCCCGCGGUGGGGAGCAGCUUCGAGCGCAUGUGCAUGGGCUACGGGGGUACCCACCCCCAGUCUUGGCAGGGCCUCGCCGCCGAGGACAGAGACAUGUGCACCCUGAAUAUCAACAACGACUGCAGCCACUGGUACCAGGACUCGGGAGGGGCGUGGCGGUGCGCCCGGGACUUCGGGCUCGGCAAGAGCCCGGAGGAGUGCCGCGGCCGCUACCUCUUCUUGUGGGACGAGCCCGCGACGCAGGGGCUCACCGCCGAAUGGGCGGCAGACCAAUGGAAGAGGGGAACACACGUGGACAGGUGGGCCCCAGAGAUGGCGGCCCUGCGCGCGCGCGGCACGCGGGUCACCAGCCCGCUGUUCACUGGCGGGGGGGCCCGGGACGAGCUGCGGCGGUUCUUGGCCCGCUGCGGCUCCGCCUGCAGCGACCCCGCCUCGGCGUACUACGUGGACGUGCUGGCGACGAACCAGUGGCUGCUGAGCCCGGCGAGCGCCCACGCCAGCCAGGAGGGAGACCUGGAUACGGAACGAGGUGGCCGCGAUGAGCCAGGCGCACGAAGGGCGGCCAGUCAUCCUGGGCAACUUCGCCUGGCUGGGGGGGACCUCAGGGGAGACCACGGCCGACCAGGCGGCGGAGGCGAUCGCGAGCAGCCGCAUCUGGGACAGGUCCUGGUCGGGGCUGGAGGCCGUCUUCUACUUCGCGGCGACCGACUUCGGCGGGGGCACGGCCCACCACCGCCUCGGGGACGUGACCAGCACGGGCUCCACGGUGGGCGCGGCGCUGCUGGACCGCUGCCGGGCCUACAACCAGCUGGCAUCCGAGCUCUGGCCGUUUCAGUCCAGGGCUACUUCCACACGUUCUUCUACAAGCAGCACGCCGCCUCGGUCCGGCGGGCGCUCGAGCGGGCGGGCCUCGCGCCGUGGGGGCCCGGCCCACCCACGCCCGACGGCAUGGUCGAGGCCUCCCAGGUCGACAGGUGCAUCUGGAACUACCAGCACGGCGUGGACUGCCCGCCCAUGUUCAACUGCAAGCGGGUGGUCGCGCACCAUAAGCCGAACCAGAAGCCCGAGGGCGCAGACUGCGGGAAGCGUUCCUGGAUGGUGCCUGCGGCGGAGGCGCCGCCUCCGACGCCCUCGCCGCGGGACCCGGCCCCGGAGCAAGCGUGCGAGAUGAGGACGGUGACGAUCGGGCAGAGCUGCAACUGCAGCUCGCCCACGUCCUUCCGGAAGGACGGUCGCUGCGCCCGGCUUCGUCAGGGCCUGCCAGCCGACGGCGAGGAGAACCCCAGCGGGGACUCGUUCUGCGUCUCCUCCGCGGGCGCGACCGUGACGGCCCUGCGCGCGGACGCGAAUCCAAUCGGCGCUUCCGCGCGGACGGUCCCGCCCAAACCCGAG
This is a messenger RNA of Prorocentrum cordatum, 2426 nucleotides long. NCBI's taxonomy places the organism in Eukaryota, Dinophyceae, Prorocentrales, Prorocentraceae. The record is from the annotation of a GenBank genome assembly.